Molecule: messenger RNA, 2474 nt
Organism: Magnolia sinica
Lineage: Eukaryota; Viridiplantae; Streptophyta; Magnoliopsida; Magnoliales; Magnoliaceae
Exons: 6
Coding region: 84-2237 (717 amino acids)
Source: RefSeq, a predicted model, not a curated record
CUUCCUCCCCCACUCUCUCUCUCUCUCGCUCUAUAGGAUUUUCCUUUUCAAUCUCCUUUAAUCUAUGAUCAGCAGAACAAAUCAUGAUAGGAGCGAAUCAAAAGAAGAAGAAGAAAGCUUCCAUCAGCGAAGAAGACAUUUCCUUGAUUUUGCAGAGGUACACUGCAACAACAAUACUUGCUCUACUUCAGGAAGUUGCUCAGUUCACUGGUGUGAAAAUUGAUUGGAAUGCACUGGUGAGCAAGACGUCUACUGGCAUUUCGAAUGCACGGGAAUAUCAGAUGCUAUGGCGGCAUCUGGCGUACCAUGAUACAUUGCUAGAGAAAUUGGAAGAUGGUGCUGAACCUGUGGAUGAUGACAGUGAUUUGGAAUUCGAAUUGGAGCCUUUCCCCGCUGUUAAUGCUGAAGCUUCAACAGAAGCAGCAGCAUGUGUAAAGGUUCUAAUUGCUUCUGGUAUGCCAAACGACUCUGGCCCGCCAAAUCGUGCCACUGUAGAGGCACCUUUGACUAUAAACAUACCCAACGGCCAGGCAUCACGUGCUCCGUCAGACAAUCCUCAGCAGGCCCGCUCUACACAAGGGACAAACAUAACGGUUCCUGUUUCGGUCCAGAAACAACCGUUACCUUCGGUGCCAUCUUUGGAACAGUUGGAUGGAAAUGGGCCAGGGAGUGGGAACCUUCCUCCUCGAAGGAAGAGGAAGUUAUGGACUGAGGAAGAGGAUAUGGAACUUAUUGCAGCAGUGCAGAAAUGUGGUGAAGGGAAUUGGGCUAACAUCUUGAAAGGAGAUUUCAAGCAUGACCGUACUGCUUCACAGCUAUCUCAGAGAUGGGCCAUCAUUAGAAAGAAAAAACCCAACCUGAAACCAAGCAAUGCGAGCAAAUCGGUGGGUCCAACACUUUCCGAGGCACAGCUAGCAGCACGUCAGGCUGUUUCCAUGGCUCUGAACAUGCCUAUGAUGGGAAGCUUAUCAUCUGCAUCUGCAGUUGGAAUUGGUGCCUCACAAUCAAGCACUCCAUCAAAUGCUUCUACUGUUCCUGCUGCUACAGCCGAAGCUUCGACAGCUCCUGUUCCACCCUCAGAAGCCAGCACAGCAUCUCCAGUCAGCAGCUCCAUGCCUGCAGUACAUCAACCUCAACAAGCUUCCAACCCAGCUACGCUUCCCAGAGGAACAUCCAAUCCUGCACCUAAAUCGCGGCCGGCUGGCUCGAAAAAGCAGUCGUUCCCGAUAAAGCAUUCAACGGGUCCAAACCCUAUAGUGCAAGCAGCUGCGGUCGCUGCCGGGGCCCGCAUCGCGAAUCCUAUCACUGCCGCCACCCUGUUCAGAGCUGCACAGUCUAAAACUGCUGUCCAUAUCAGGCAUGGAGUUUCAGUCCCCGCAUCGUCGUUGCCAGGUGUUACCAACCCAUUGGCCAGUGGCCACAUGGGGCCCCGGCCAGCCAACAUUCAUUACAUUAGAACAGGACUUGCAUCACCCCCAGCCGUCUAUUCUACCAAGGCGCAAGGUGUCCCACGACCCGCUGGUCAGCAUAUUCAAGGCAGUUCUGGGAGAUUGGCAUUGACAGGGCCUCCUCCUCCAACAGGCCCCACUGCCCCAUCUAAUCGGCCAGCUCAGCAAGUGGGCAUGGAAUCUAAGCCAGCAUCUCAUAAGUUCAUUGGUCCACUUGUAAAAGCUGAAAUGAAGAUUCCCAGCAUCUCCACCGUCAGUGGUGGCCCACCAUCUGCAGAAGAUAAGAAACCGGAUCGCUCGUUGCUGGUGCUGAAAGAACCCAAACAAGAGCCGGUAGUAAUAACGUACUCAAAUGCUGGCGAGAAUCAUGCUACAGCAAACUGCGCCAAUGAAAAUCCAUUUGCUGUUUCAAUCCAGACAAGCGUGCUGAAUCCAACAGCAGCUGAGAAGCCGAUCAGCCCGCCAAACUCCGACAUGGGUGAGAAUCAAACUGCUGUUAACAACAGAGCUGGCAAAAAUCAAAUCGCGAUUGAAAAUACGGCAAGUUCUCCAAGCACGCAAGCAAGUGAGAAUCAAAUUGCAGUUGGCAAGGACAGGGAAACUCAAACUGCAGUAGAGAAGCAGACAGACUUGCCGAACGCCGAGGCAUGCAAGAAUCAUAUUCCGGCGAAUGAAAGUGUUGAAAAUCAAUCUGUGGGAGAGAACCAAGCCAGUUUGUCGAAUGCAGAUGCCAGUGGAAAUCCAACCAUCGUUGGUGAGGUUGUAGUGAAGAAGGAGACGGGGGAUUAAAACUCCUGAGUAGGCAAAAAAACCAAAAUCUUGGAUUUGUAUCAUGGUGCAAUGAGUUGUAGUCCUUUUUGGGGUUGUGGGGUCCGAUGGGCCUGUAAUGUACGGUUGAGAUUCGAUGGUUUUCGCGUGUUGGGUGUGGCGUUUGGCCGUGUAGAAAGGAGGUGGGGAUGAGGAUUGAAAUUUUAGAGUAGAUGGUAAAACAGUAGUGAUGUAAAAAAAGAGAGACUUUGUGCUGGU